AUGGCGGCCCCAGCGCCACAGGUGGAUACGUCCGCAUCUCAGGACCACCUUCAAGCUGGCACUCUCCCCGCUCCGCAAGCGGCCAAUGAUGCACGCCACCCGCGAGAAGCGGCUGUCGAUGACGAUGUGAAAGCUGACUUACUCGGGUCAGGAAAGGGUGGGGAAGACGGCACCUCCCCCCGGCGGGAAUCAGGUGGACGCGGCUCGAGCCGGCGCUUGUCGAAUAAGCGAGAACCGGCGUCGCUUGCCGGCGGCACCAGCCACCUGAAUGUAGCAAAGUCCCAUUCGUCGGUGUCUCAAGCGAUCAGGGACCAGGAACGCCACCGACCACUCGCUGCCAGUAGCAGUGUCAGCGUGCCCCCCUCUGGCAUGACCGCAACAGGUUUCGAAAAUGUUGAGUCUGAGGUCAUUGACCGGCUGAGUAAGAGCCAUGUCAGCCUGAAGGAGCUGGUCGAGCAGGCGAGGCAGACCGAUCCGGAGGCUUUCCGCAUGGCUGUUUCUCUCACAGAACAGACUCACCCUACGAGCGGGAAGAAUAGGUUUGCCUCACUUCCAAUCGAGGAACUCGCGCAAGAGCUCGGGUUGAAGGAUAUCAACAAAGGGCUGACGGAAGAGCAAGUGCUGGAGAAUCGUCGCCUCUACGGCCCAAAUGUCCUUGAGAAAGACAAGACCGAGCCAGUGUGGAAGAUUUUUAUCCAGCAGUUUCUGAGCCCUGUGGUCCUCCUCCUUCUUGUGGCGUCAAUCGCUUCAUUGGCCCUACAAGAGUGGGUCGAAGGUGCCGCAAUCCUCAUAAUUGUCACCUUGAACGCGUCCCUGGCCACGUAUAUGGAGAAGUCAGCCAGCAACGCACUCGCCAAACUCGCAAGCAUGGCGGCGCCUGGAUGCACCGUUCUCCGAGAAGGAAAGGAACAGACUGUUGGAGCAGUGGACGUCGUCCCCGGCGACAUUGUUCUGCUCGCCACCGGCAACAAUGUAGCUGCAGAUAUGCGAUGCAUCGACACGGUGGAGCUCAAGACGAACGAGAGUCUUCUCACGGGCGAAAGCGAAGACAUUUCGAAAACUCUGAGAGCGGAAGACUACGACACCCCCUUUGCGACGAACUUGUGCUUCGCCUCAACCAUUGUUACCAACGGAAGUGGGCGCGGCCUUGUUUUCGCCACCGGAAUGGACACGCAAGUUGGCCGCAUUGCACAGCAACUCAAGAAGGCUGGAGAAGGAUCGAAGCUGACGCCGCUCCAACGGGGUUUGAACCGCCUCGGAGGAAUGAUUGGGCUUAUAGCCAUCUGCGUCCUCAUCAUCGUCGUCGUGGUCGCCAUUCUGACCGGAUACAGAGACCCCGCCCACCCCGAUGCUGACCCUGUCUUCACGAUCGUCUUGGUGGCUGUCGGCUUCGCAGUCUCCUCGAUCCCUGAGGGGCUGCCCAUGGUCGUCACCAUCUGCCUGUCGCUGGGAGCUCGCGACAUGGUGAAGAGAAAGGCGAAUGUCCGCAAGCUGCCGGCAGUAGAGACGCUGGGCUGCUGCUCGGUCAUUUGCAGCGACAAAACGGGCACUCUUACUGAGGGCAGGAUGACAGCGGUGCGCCUAGUCACCGUGUGCCGCAAUGGGGAGAUUCUUGACGCCGACGGCUUGACCAAAAGCUUUGCCUUCUUCCCGACGAAGGGCUUCGACACGAACGGCGGCAUCUUCGAUAUCAGCAAACUGGACGACAAAACCAAGAACAACCUCAUGAUUCAGUACCACGACGGGGCUUUCCAAGACUACGACGGCGUCUGCCACAAUUACGGCAACCGAGCGAACACGGACGCCACCACCAAGCUCGUGCGGUCUGUCAUGCUCUCCGGCUAUCUGAACUCAUAUUCCACGACUCUCAUACGCGAGCCUGAGACGAAGCGCUGGUUUGCAAAGGGCAACAUGAGCGAAGGUGCCAUCGUCGUGGGAGCUGCGAAGGCGCAGAUCGGCGACGCCGUCCAAGGCAGCGCAACAGACCCGAGUGCGGAGUAUACUCGAGCCAAGGAACUGGAGGUUCCGUUCAACUCCUCGCGCAAAAUGAUGAUGACAGUCCACAAGCUUCCUGCGGUGAACAUGUUUGGAGACAUUGCGCUGAAGAAUCCAAAUGGCGCGCAAUACACGCACUGCGCGAUCAUUAAGGGUGCGCCAGACAGAGUGCUGAAGCAUGUCGGCUACGUGUUGGGGGAAGGCGCCGAGGGCCCCCAUCUGGACUGGAACCGCCCCGCGACGACGGAAGACGUCCGCAAAGUCGAGGCUGUCAAUCUCGCGCUCUCUCAACAGGCGCUCCGCGUCCUCGCGUUCACCAUCCGUCCUCUGACUGACGCGGAUGUCGCUGCGCUGAAACAACAAGAUGGAGCGGACCAAAGGCUGAAGUUCGCUCUCGGAGAAGACACGGAGGAGCUGUGCCUGCUCGGCGUCAUCGGGUCUUUGGAUCCGCCGCGCACGGGCGUCCGCGAGGCCAUUGAGCGAUGCAGACAAGCUGGAAUCCGCGUCAUUAUGAUCACUGGCGACCAGAGGCCGACAGCCGUGGCGAUUGCGAAGGAAAUUGGACUCCUGACGCAGCGCGACAACGCCGACGAGAAAAGCAUUCAGUGCUCCGGACUUCACAUCGAUGACGACCCGAUGAAGGAUCAUCUCUCCGAAGAAGAACUCGACGACAUCAUCGCCAGAGUGAACGUCUUCUCUCGAGCCCAGCCAGAGGACAAGAUUGCGAUCGUCGAGGCGCUCAAGCGCCAGGGCCACACAGUGGCGAUGACCGGAGACGGUGUGAACGACGCGCCUGCGCUGAAGGCCGCGGACAUUGGCGUGGCGAUGGGUAUUGCUGGGACAGACGUAGCCAAAGGCGCGAGUGAGAUGGUGCUCCUUGAUGACAACUUCGUGACCAUCGUGGCGGCCGUCGAAGAGGGAAGAAAGAUCUAUUCAAACAUCCAAAAAUUCGUCUGCUUCCUCCUCGGCACCAACAUCGGUGAAAUCAUCUACCUCACCAUUGCGAUCGCCGCCUCCAUGCCGCUGCCUCUCGAGGCCCUCCAAGUCCUAUUCCUCAACCUCAUGAGCGACGGAUGCCCCGCUGUCGCCAUCGCCAAAGAGCCUUCCGACGAGGAAAACAUGAAAAUCCCGCCGCGCCCACGCAAGCAGCCUAUCAUGACGCGCGACUGGUGGCUCUACGGCAACUUGCCGCACACGAUUUUUGAGGCAGGCUGCGUCCUGAUGUCUCUGGCGCUGGGCCUCUAUCUUUGCACAGGUGUCGUUCAGCUAGGGCCGCUGCAUGACCAGUGCUCCUACUUCACCGCUCGGGACGUCGUCAAUCUGAAAGACAUCGAUUAUCGAUACUUCUGUCGCUCGUUCGAGUACCGCGUUUCAUCGGGCUACACAGGAUGGGUCACAAACGUCGACUUCUGGAGUCCGCAAACUGGCAAAGUGGAGCAGGUCCUCGGCGCGAUUGCGGGAAAGCAUCCGGAUCUCACUGUCGAGACGCCGGGGCUCGACGCGUACAUCGUGGAGGCGAUGGCUGGCGGCUGCCCGCCAGGGGUAGACGUCGACGCCACCACGGGCUUCUGCAUGCCCAAGGCGGGCACUACGGUCCGCUCGCACGCAGACACGCCCCUGGGCGCCGCCUCGCGCGACUACUUUGACGUUUCCGCGCGCGGCGCCAAGAUGGGACGAACCUGCUCCUUCAUCACCGCGGUCUGGUGCGAAAUGCUCAGAGCCUACACGGUUCGCUCGUGGCAUUGGUUUUUCACGGUGUUCAACCGGAACCCGUGGAUGCAUUUGGCGUGCAGCAUCUCGGCGACGCUGACGUCGCUGUUGACGAUUGUGCCGGGUAUCCAGAACGCCUUUUCGACGUAUGCGCUGCCCUGGUACCUCUACUUGUUCGCCAUCGCCUGCGGCUUUUUCAACCUCACUCUGGAUGAGCUGAUUCCCAAGCCCCUGUACCGAUACAAGAAGGCGCGAGAGAUGAGAGCUGCGCUGGCGACCAAGACGUCCACGGCCUAA
Messenger RNA from Besnoitia besnoiti, 4002 nucleotides. RefSeq names its product putative P-type ATPase4. Lineage: Eukaryota; Apicomplexa; Conoidasida; Eucoccidiorida; Sarcocystidae. The coding region runs from base 1 to 4002 and encodes 1333 amino acids. Gene Ontology annotation, molecular function: ATP binding; ATP hydrolysis activity; transporter activity. The transcript has 14 exons. The record is from RefSeq and is a predicted model, not a curated record. Gene Ontology annotation, cellular component: membrane.